Messenger RNA from Exophiala mesophila, 1895 nucleotides. RefSeq lists its product as uncharacterized. Lineage: Eukaryota; Fungi; Ascomycota; Eurotiomycetes; Chaetothyriales; Herpotrichiellaceae. Bases 1 to 1629 code for a protein of 542 amino acids. The transcript is spliced from 2 exons. The record is from RefSeq and is a predicted model, not a curated record.
AUGCACUCGAGACAUCAACACACCGAUCUCAAGUUUCUACCUCAAGUUUCUGGUCUGCCAUUAUCGUGCAACCGAGGUGAGAUGGAGCUAUUCAAGGGAAACCCUGGCCUUGACGACGACAUUUACAUGUGUGGAGAGGCUGACCAGACUCGGAGCUACUCUGUGGUGUUCCGCGACGAAGAUGCCAUAGCAGACGCAGAGAUUGUGAACCGGAUUCGUGGCACCAAUUGGAAUCUCUUUGCAAAGUUGCGCGGCAUGCCCUGGACAAGCGCUGGUGAACCCCUGCAAGCCCAAGAUGUCGACACAGAUGCACCAUCCGAGCCUGUUAUUGAUCCUGCGAUACUAUACGCAGAGGUCUGCAUGCGGUCACCCGAUCAGCAAAACGAUCCUAGUUCCAGCUCGGGCACCGAAUGCACCAGACUACCGCGGUACCCAGAGAACACUCCUGGUCUUGUGAAAGGGACGAUUACACACCUUCAGACCCUUCAGUCACGCGUAAUAGAGGCGAAGAUCUUUUCUCUCCACCUCCAUUCAGACCCCAAUCAUACAUAUCGCUGCUCUCGCCUCACUUGUCGACGCAAUUCUUACAGUAUCUCUGUCGGAGAUACCUUUGGUAGUGUUGCCGACAACCAGCAGAAGCAAGACGAGCCUUGGAUUGGAAUCAACGCUGUGUUCUAUUGCCUUGAGUGCUUGGCACAGAUCAUCAAGGAAUACAGAAUAGUUGAGAAAAUCCCUUCGAGAUUGCCAAAUGGCGUCGAUGGUACCACAGACGACGGUACUACGAGCGACUUUCGUGCGGAAAUCCUGGAAGCGGCAGAGAGAUUGCAUCCAAGUUUAGAGCAGAAGAAGAUGUGGUUUAUGUACUUCCCCCGAGAACCACCACUCGAUCAUGGCGUCGAUUCCAAUUCAAGUUUCGGUUUGCGCCUGCGUCGACAGAAGCAGUAUGAAAUUGAGCGGAUCCUGAGGGAUACGAGGGUAGAUCGGUGGCACGCACGCGUACUCAACACCUCGAACACGUCCGACAAUCUUAUUCUUACUGCUCGACCUGAUCUUCCUCCGCACCGGGAGCAAUAUCGAAAACAAGGACUUGAAUGGGCGGAUCGAUCGACUACUGCACGAGACGGUGUCAUUGUCCCAGUGGAGAACGCAAUCGAUCAAGAGCAUGUGUGCAGCCCAGACGAGCUAACGCGUAGCAGCACCUGUUUCUGUCGAGAGAUGUCCGACCAUAGCCCAAUCGUUCAAUGCAGCUCCAUGUUCUGUAUGUUUGGGAAAAUACACCUUCAGUGUUCUGGACUCGGUCAUAUUCCUCUGGACGAUGAACAGUAUCGCUGUCCAUUCUGCAAGGAGGGCAUGAAGGGUACGAUGAACAGUAACAACGUAACCGACACCUUCCAGUCCCAGAAAGUAUGCACUGCAGACGAUAAUCUACCGACUCACGAGGAAGGCCCAAUCAACCACAAUCCAGAAGCAGAUUCACUUUCCAGCAAGAGGGUUGAGUCAAGCGAGAAGGAUCAAGAGCUCGGGGUGAUAUUUAGAGAAGCUUCAUCCCUUGUUCGAAAAUUCGUUGCCGUCAAUGAUGCACCCAUGUGGAUUGAUGAGCUGCCAUUGAACAAUGUGGCUUAUUCUUGAUUUGGGGAUAGCUACAAUGCAUGAUGAGAGUUGGCUUCUCGAGAAACCUAGGGGGUUUGGAAGGGGGAGCACGUGGUUGCAAAUUGUAUUCCGAGUUUUGGGGUCGCUCAUGAUGGGAUCGAACACCACUGUGUCAUAGAUUGGGACACUAUUGGAAGCGUUCGACAGGCGUUUGUUUAACUGUCUUGUUCUUGGGGGCAAGGACAUUGGAAAUGCAUCAGCUGCCUGAUGCCUGAGGGAGAGCUGUUUGGCCUUCUUUAAGAGCC